AUGAAAAAAGUGCUACGCUUAGGGAGAUUAUAUCGUUCAGCAUCAUCAUUUACACGUCGUCAAAGAACUUCAUUACCUGAUCCAACGCCCCAAUCAUCUUGUUCAUUAUUGAAAAUUAGUCCAAGUUUUCAACAUGCACAAACAUUACAAACUGAAGAAAAUCAAACACAAUUAUUUGAUACCAGUUACCUAACAAAACAGUUACGUGACGUCCCUUCAUGUCCCAAUGGAAGAUUAGAAUUUUUAGCUAAUACACAGACAUCAUUUGGUUUAUUUCAUCGGAAUGCUGUUCGUUGUUCAAAAUGUAAAAAGCAAACAAUUAUUACAAAAUUUCCACCAAAUGAUCCCAUUGAAAACAGUAUACAAGUAUCAAAUCAACAGUUGGAUUUGGCGGCUGCUAUGACUGGUAUUGGAUAUGAUUUAUUAAGUUUAAUUAUGUCAUCAUUAUCAUUAUCAAUUACAUUCAAACAAAAACUUCCAAGUUUAUAA
Molecule: messenger RNA, 489 nt
Organism: Didymodactylos carnosus
Lineage: Eukaryota; Metazoa; Rotifera; Eurotatoria; Philodinida; Philodinidae
Source: the annotation of a GenBank genome assembly